Messenger RNA from Lotus japonicus, 1217 nucleotides. Its product is annotated as exosome complex exonuclease RRP46 homolog. The record is from RefSeq and is a predicted model, not a curated record. The transcript is spliced from 7 exons. Gene Ontology annotation, cellular component: nucleolus; cytoplasmic exosome (RNase complex); nuclear exosome (RNase complex). Gene Ontology annotation, biological process: nuclear mRNA surveillance; U4 snRNA 3'-end processing; poly(A)-dependent snoRNA 3'-end processing. NCBI's taxonomy places the organism in Eukaryota, Viridiplantae, Streptophyta, Magnoliopsida, Fabales, Fabaceae. Bases 269 to 1000 code for a protein of 243 amino acids.
GAUGUAAUUAUGAGAAAUUCGAAAAUUAAGGGUUUUAGGUAGCCUGUUCGCGCGCGCCUCCUCUUCCUCCGUUCCUCUCGCCGAGUCUCACUCCGUCGCCGUUUCUUAUUCCUACCGCCGCACUUCUACAUCGCCGACCACUUCAACGCAGUGCCAAGCCUUCACACUGAGCUUGCUGUCCUGAAUCAUCAAAGACGGUGGUUUGAACAUGUUUUUCAUUUUUCAUCUUCUCGAAGGUGGCGCGUGAAGUAUUAGGGAUUCAAAUUCAAUGGAGAUUGAUAGGGCUGAUGGGAGGAGUCCCAAUCAACUAAGGCCCCUGGCAUGCUCUCGUUCCGUCCUUCACAGAGCCCACGGCUCAGCCUCCUGGGCUCAAGGAGAAACUAAAGUCUUUGCUGCAGUUUACGGACCCAAAGCUGGAACCAAGAAGAAUGAAAACCCUGAAAAAGCUUCCAUUGAAGUUACUUGGAAGCCUAACACAGGACAGAUUGGUCAAGUGGAGAAGGAGUAUGAGAUGAUAUUGAAGAGAACCUUGGAAAGCAUAUGCAUUCGAAGCAUAUAUCCCAACACCACCACUUCCGUUAUAGUCCAGGUUGUCCAUGACGAUGGUGCUCUUCUUCCAUGUGCAAUUAAUGCAGCAUGCGCUGCACUUGUUGAUGCUGGAAUCCCCCUAAGACAUCUUGCUGUUGCAAUAUGUUGUUCUGUAGCAGAUAAUAGUUGUAUUAUACUCGACCCGACUAAACAAGAAGAGGAGAAAGCGAAAGCAUUUGCCUAUUUAGUUUUUCCAAACACAAAUAUUUCAGUGCUACCAGAGGGGUCAUCGCAGGGGGGCAGCGAGCCCAUGGCACAUGGAAUCAUCACCUCUGUUACACAGGGUGCUAUGUCAGUGGAUGAUUAUCUUCGUUGCCUAGAACGAGGGCGUGCUACUAGUGAAAGAUUGUCUGAAUUUUUAAGGAAGAACAUUGAGCCAAAAUCUACCAGUGAGGCAUCUAAAGCUGGGUGAUUUCUAAUCAUUUUGGAUGUAGUUUACUUGUAUCUUAUUUUCCCUUGCAAAGGCUUGGCUGCAUGGGAUUUCAAAGUAUGGUAGUGUUACAUAUUUGCUCUAACCUGCUUGCUUCAACAGUAAUGUCUUCCAUGAAAUUGCCAAUUUUAAUGAUUAAGAUAAAGAUUCUAUUUAUCUGAUUGUAAAAUUGCCAAUUGCAAACUUGUCUUUUCUGGUA